Rubroshorea leprosula is the source of this 995-nucleotide messenger RNA. The record is from the annotation of a GenBank genome assembly. Lineage: Eukaryota; Viridiplantae; Streptophyta; Magnoliopsida; Malvales; Dipterocarpaceae.
CUCCCUCCUCUAACCAAACGCAGAAACAAUUUAUUUUUGAUUCCAAACGCAGCCUUAUCGUAAUGUCGUUGGAUACGGUGGCGGAGUCCCCGGUGAGUGACGUCACCAGCCUGAAUUUUGAGGAUACUGAAUUGACUCUACGAUUACCAGGCCGGCAGGUUCGCUCACCGACGGUCACUGGAGCAAAGUGCUGUUCUAAAAGGGGAUUCAUGGACACCGUUGAUCGCAACCACGGUUGCUCUUCAACUUCAACAUAUGGCAACUUUGUCUCCGACUGCCACUGUGCCGGACAACCACCACCUGCCAAGGCACAGGUUGUCGGUUGGCCACCAGUGAGAUCAUCGAGGCAGAAGGCUGUGACAGCCAGGAGCUGUAAAUACGUGAAGGUGGCCGUAGAUGGAGCACCGUAUCUCCGGAAAGUAAACCUGGAGGAAUACGUCGGCUAUCAGGAGUUGCUGGAGGCACUGGAGAAAUUGUUCACAUCUUUCACCAAAAAUCGUAAUUAUAUGGAGAUGGAUUUGGUGAAGGGGAUGGAUUAUGUACCAACAUACGAAGAUAAGGACAGAGACUGGAUGUUGGUUGGAGACGUUCCUUGGGCGAUGUUCAUAGAAUCUUGCAAGCGAAUUCGUCUAAUGAAAAGCUCAGAGGCUGCAAUCUUAGAUCCAAAAACUUCAGCCAAAUCCUCAAAAACUAAUUCUUGGCAAGAGAGCAUGCAUGUACAGAAUGAUAGAUCCUGGUGUUGAGGUUGAGGGGAUGAUGAGAUUAACAUGGUAGAAAUAAAUUGUUCAGCAGCGAGAUCUUUUCUUAAUUAAUUAUCUUGUAAUUAUGUAGAUUGGUCUCACUAUAUAUAGAUGGUAUGUAAAUUAACCAAAAAGGGGUUGAUGCCACAGAAACCAUUUCACAUACAUAGGAGGAUUUGGAAGGGUUCUUGAUUCAUGUCUCUGUUAGUUUGAAUCCCACAUCGAAGUCCAAAAAAAUGAAGUUUGUGUUUUUUC